CGUUGUUUCCGAAUGAACGGAGUGCGAUUCGGUUUAGUGUAAAAUGACUGUGAACUUCGUUCGCAUUAAUAUACGUUUGAGUGGUCGCGCUCGUGAUUGAAGUAGGAAAAGUUUUUUUAUAUAUUUUUCUGUCGCGCAUAUUAAACUCUACCAGAACAAAAAGAAAAAAUAAAUAAAUUAAUAAUAUUUAACCUGAAUUCAAUAAAAAUUAUACUUUGUCAUUUUUAGUGAAAGACAUUUAUCAACGUUUCCAAUUUAUCAGUUUGUUUUCGUUUAGUUAAAAGAAACAAAAACUUAAGCAUAAGUUAGUCAAAUUACAGCGAGAAAAAAAAUACAAGUAGAAAAGCAGAGAGAGAGAGAGAGAGAUAGAGAGAGAGAGCGAGCGAAAAAAAAGUAAAAGCAACGCCAAUCAACAGACAACCAAGUCAAUUUUGAUUCGUAUUAUAAAUAUUGCAAGCAUCCAGCCGAUAAAAAUCAUUGACAGAUCUGAACCUAAUCACGAAUGCACGGAAUAAAAAGCGAAAAAUUGCUGAAAAUGUGAAUAAAAUUAAAAGUUAUGAUUUUUUGUACAUGAAACAUCAGCCGCAACAGAGCAACAGCAACAACAGUUGUAGUAGCAGCGCUGAACACACAACACUGAGUUUCGUUCAAGAUGGGAUAAAAUGGCCGCCGUCUGCAAACUAACAUAAUAAAAGUUGUGAACCAAACUACAUCCAAAAUAAUAUUUGAGAAAUCUCAAUCACGCGCACACACACAGACACACACAUCGGCGUCCCAUUCAAUAGACAAUUCCACUUCAUCGUCGUACCAAAUCAAUUCAAUUAAAUUCAACCACUGUCAACGACACAAUCAAAAAUAGAAAACAAGCCAGCCAGCAAGCAAAGCAAAUCAAGACCGAAAAAAAAACAUACCGAAAUUCACGCCGUACCCAAAUACAAUAACUGACAAUUAUCUGUCAUAAUGGAAUCGCCCAAAAUUGUGUCGAUGGCACGCGGCGCUGAUGCGACAUCCGCUAUGGUUGAUCAAUUAUCCAAUGCGAUCGAACAAAUGCAAUUUCGACAAAACUACACCAAAUUAACGGUUGUCAAGCCAAAUUGGUACGCGGUUGCCCAUUGUAGUGGCCGGCAAAAGGUUUUGAUUGAGAAAUUGCGUGGCGCAGAUGAGCGAUUACAAUCAAUUAUUGCUGCUGGCAAAUUGCACACCAACUGGAAUCAAUACAAUGCCGUACGUAAGGGGAUCAAGGAGAUUUUCGCCGAACUAUUGCGACACGAAAUGAAAUUUUGCCGUCAAAACAAUGUUGAGCAACACUUUUGGAAGCUUCUCUAUCACAAUUUGAUUGAGAGUGCACGUCGUUUGGCCAGCGAUAAGAGCAAUAACGACCGUUCCAUGAGAGAUUCGUAUCGGCAAUUGUGUUUGCACUUAAUCGCCGAUGGCAAAGAAUUAUUUCAAGAAAUUUUACGCUUGCUCACUCAAACAUAUGGCUUUCAGCUGGAACAGUAUAUGGGUGUGGAAAGUGGAAAGAAUUUAAAGGGCUUAAAGUACAUCAGUCUGGCUGUGGUGUCGGUACAAAAGUGUUGCAUUUGCUUGGGCGAUCUGUUGCGAUAUCAAGCACUGGUCAAUGAAUCGUCCAAAUUUGAGGGGGCUUCCGAAUGGUACUCCAAGGCAUAUCAGUUGAUACCAUCGAACGGAAUGCCAUCGAACCAAUUGGCCAUACUUGCGCUGUACAAUAAGAAGAAAUUCGAUGCGAUUUUCUAUCAUAUGCGCAGUCUGAACGCGUCAAAUCCAAUCAAAUCGGCCAAAGAGAGCCUCGUGAUUCUGUUCGAUGAGCUGCGCAAAAAGUAUCAGUCGCUGAACAAAGUCCAGAGUCAGUCGAUGGCCGGCCAAAGUGGUGAUGCCAGCGCAAAACGAGUCAAAAUGAAAAAUUUCAAGCGAGAGAUAUGGGUGCAUCCGACCGAUGGCCAAUUAAAUUAUCGAACCGUAUUUUUGGACCAGGAGAGUGAGUCGCUCGACUCGGUUGACUUGUAUAAAAAAUUCAUAUUUAAUUUUUCCCAUUUGCAUGGCAUUUUAUUCACCAAAGUUGGUUCCGAUUCACUGGAGAUUUGCAUUGAACAGACUCUGAAGCAAUUCCAAGAGCUAUUGAACCACUCCACGUUAACGUCGUGCAUUUUCACCCUGCAAAAAAUCGCUCAAAUGAUCAUUCUGAACAUUUAUUCUAUUGAGAAUAGCAUGCAAUUGUCUAGCUCGUCACACUCACCGACACUGACACCGUCAUCGCCAUCGCCAUCCUCGUCGUCGUCGCAGCCGCAGUCUGCCCUGGUGUUUUCAUUCGCAUUCAUCGGAAUAAUUUUAAAUAAAUUACAAUGUGAAAUGGAUGAUAUGCUGGCCACAACUGACACUGACGACACCACCUAUGAGUCGAAAUGCCGCAUCAACGGAGAGACACAUUUCAAUGUUAGGCAAAUAAAUAAAUUCAAACUUUCCGACAGCAUAAAUAAUUUAUUAGCUGCCAUUUCGUUGUGGUGCAACUGGUUGAAAUUCAAUUGGAGCGCAUGGACAUCGGACGCGAUACUUGUUGCCGUGCAUAAAUUCAACGAAGCAUACGGCAUUCGUGUAUGGGAUGAUUUUGCUUGUCUCACAAUGGCGCUAGAUAAAUUCAAUUUUGAAAUUGAUGAUCAAUUAUUGGUGCGCUCGGAGCCACUGCUGCAGCUCAACAACAUCGAAUCGUACAAAAGAAUUCGAUUAAGUGAAGAUAUGAUAACACUUGGCAUGCCUUCCGUCAUCCGAAAUGAUUUUGUGUACUGUAAAGCCGACAUCGACGAGCGAUGCGCUGCCACUGUUCUGCGAUGGAAGAAUAUUUAUGACUUUUGUACGACCGAGCUAAUGAAAGAAGGGUGUUCGUUUUUGUGUCGCCUCGAUUUUGGUGAAGUGGUUGUUGCUCAACUGUUCAGUGCGGUUGACGAGUGUGGUUCGCACAACAAUAGCAGUUUCGGUCUAUCGGAAGAUGAAAAAGACACUGCGGAAAAUCCCGGCAAUGAAAGCCGAAACACAAAGCCAUUAGCGGAUACUGAGGCAAGUGAAGGCAGUGGUGGUGGUGGCGAUGGCAGCGGCGGCGACAAACAUUUGAUCUCAAACCAGGAGACAGAUGAACAUCAAUCAAACGCUUCGUGUGACGAAAUACGAAGACUUUUGCAAAGAAAAAGUGAACUGGAGCAAACUCACAAAAUGCAAGAGAAACUCAGCAAAUUCAACCAAGAUAUAUUGCGUCAAACGAAUUCGGAAACCAUUUGCUUGGAGAUACGGCCAAAGUACUUGCUACCAGACACCAAUUGUUUCAUCGAUUUUUUGCCCGCCAUCAAACAAUUAGCACAAGUUUAUCCACUGUAUCAUGUGAUUGUGCCGAUCGUUGUGCUGAACGAACUCGAAGGAUUGGCCAAAGGUGAUGAAAGCGGCCUAAAAAUUUAUGACACACCCACAAAAACGUCACUGAACGCACAUAAAGCGUUGGUAUUUCUAAAAGCAACCGGAUCGAAUGUGAAAUGCGCGACAUCAAAGGGUUCAUUCUUAAAUUCAAUGGCAUUUACAAAGGAAUCCGAUUGCAUAAAUGCCACCGAAAGUCCAAUCGACCAUUUGAACAACGACGAUAAAAUUCUUAUGACAGCCAUUAACUUAACAAAACAGCAUUCGAACGAUGCAAUCAUCGGGUCAAAACCUAUAUCCAUAUCGAAUCUCCAGCGCAAAGUUGUUCUCCUAACAAACGAUCGAAAUUUGAAAUUGAAAGCGAUUACACAGAACAUACCCGUUCGUGAACUUGUUGAUUUUAUUAAAUGGAGUGGCAUUACCAAAUAAGGCCUACAUACACUUCGUACAGAUAUAUAUUGUUAUAAACAGAUAGAUAAACGGAAUAAAUACAUGAAUAUGAGCGGGAGAGAGAGAGAGAGGAUAAUUGCGAGCUCUUCUGUACAGAUUGUCAAAUAUAUACUUUCAUUAAUGGACUUUUAUUGGAUUAAAUAAACAACAAUUUUAUGAAUUUAAAAGAAUUUACCAUAGUCAAGCACUUACAGUGCACAUACCGAAAAUAUUUACGUAAAUACCAGAUAUGUAUACGGAAGAUAUAUACACACAAACACAUUUAUACAUUGGAAUGUAGAGUUUCUUUUUUAAACAAUUGAAAAAAACGGAAAUAAAGAGAAAGAAUUGAAUGAAGACAAACGAAUAAAAAACACUACCGUUUCAUUUGAAUGACUUUAAAGUUUUGCACUGCAUAGAACUGAAAAAAAAACAACUAAUGGCAACAAUUUUUGGUUAUUCUCGCAAGAGCCACUCACCCUAAAAAUGAAUUGCACUUUUACAGCGAACGCAAUUUGUCUUGAUUAGUUUUUUUUCUAGCAAAAAAAGACUUUUUUUCGGGUCGUUUUUAGUUAGGAGCUGAAUAAAUGCAUGAUUGUGUACAGAGUUUGAGCUUAUUGUCUGGCUUAAAGGGGGCCACUCUUCGAUGUUGUAUAUUUUUAUUUCUUUUUUAUUAAAUUUAAACCCCGUACGAACGCAGAGCGAAAACUAUUGUGUUUUAAUUAAAAGUUAUUGCAAAUGCGACUAAAUUAUCCUAUAAUAAAAUUAAAGGGGCCACAUAUUAAAUAGCAUGCAGCGCCGUUCAUUGGGAGCUCUGAUAAAAAAAAGCACAUGAAUUAUCAUCGUAUUCUGAAUUGAAACAUGUACGAAAGAUGAGUUGUUGCUCUUCUUCUUCUUCUUCUUCGCCUUGUUUUUUAUAGUUUGUUUUGUAACUCGGGAUGUGUGUAAGUGGUGCUCACAGCGUGCAACUAGGCAACUGGUAUAUUUUGGCAAAUGCGCAUCCGACUCUCUUGUGAAUCAUAAUUUACGAUAAUAGAAGAAUUAGUCCAUUUUUAAACAAAGUCUUUUGCAGUGUCUGGUACUGUAAAAUGUGUUUGAUGAAAUUCGCAAUGCACACACACACACACACAGAGAGAGAGAGAGAGAGAGAUCUGAUUACGCAUGGUGGUCAAAUCAUAUUAACGGAGAUUUUAAUUUAAAAACCAGCAGUUGGUCUCGUUACGAGUUAAAAUAUGUGUGCCGCUGUGCAAACAAAUGCAACAUUAUUUUUUUUGAUAAUCGUCGGCGUAUUAAGUAAUCAUGUUAAAUUAUAAAAUUGACAAUUAUUCUUUCGUUUGUUUCUUUCUUUCAUUUUGUUUUUUUUUUAUGUCUGCCCAAAUGAACCAAUAAAAGUGCCAAAGAACUGUCUGUUUAAAAACAAAACUGAUUUUAUUUACAUUCACUUUCUUGUUCCACAGGGUUUGCUGGAGAAAAUCGAUUGCAGGCGAAUACGCGCGAUAAAAAAGAGAACAACAACAACAAAAUUAUGAAUUAUGGAUAUCCUUUGGCUACAAAACACUGUCAGUAGGCAAUUUCUAGUGAAUACCGUCACAACAUUAUCCGAGCAGCUAAUUACGAUCAAUAAUGUGGUGACUGGUUUGGUAUCGGGUGGCAUUAAUGCUACAGUCACCAAAGAUGAUGCAACUAAUACUCCAACAAAACGAAGCAACGAAACUUUAUUUACUCAAAAGUUAAUUAAUUCAAUUAGAGGGAAUGUUGCCUGUACUCACAGACAUGGUUUUAGUGGCGACACAGACAAUUACCUAUAUCAACAGAAGAGUGCUCAGUCUCAGUCAUCGGUCGUUGGUACGCUAUUUCAUCCGCCACAGCACCAACAUUGGCAUCCAUUGCCAAAAUGUACGGCGAGGACGAUAAAAAAUAUCAAGGCCAUAGGCAAUAUUGUUAACUUAGAUAUUGAAAAAAGUGGCACAAUUUCAACGUACGAUUGUGAUUCUAAUUAUACUACAACUAAUGCAACAAGAACAACCAUUACUUGUCAUAGUAAUUAUGGUACCGUCAAUAAUAAUGUUCGGGCCGAGCAUAAUGUAAAAAACGAUAAAUGUAAUUAUAAUAAUAAUAAUAAUAAUGAUAAUAAUAAAAGUAACGAGCAAAACCGCAGCACAAGUACGACAUCAGUUCCAACGUCGAGUCGCUUGAAUAGAAUAAAUAUCGAUUCACCGAUAGAUAUUGCGCCGAUCUCGACAAAACCUGCGUUUUACGUACAAUUCGAGAAGCGAGCACAAAGAAGCCAAAACCAAUGGUGGAAGAAUUUAGUUAUCGUAAUUUGUUAUUUAUUUCUACUCUCAUCAUCGUUGCGAAUUUGCAGUGCUAACAAACACGACGUAUCGAAUUGUACAUUUCCACAACGCUGGGAAGGUUCAUGGUUUCUAAGUGGCAAUCAACAGCCAAUUUUUAUAAAAGGGAACACGCUUAGUUUUCGGGGGAAAUGUAUGGCGUCUGACGGUGAUAAAUUUUUAAUUGUCGACGAAAAAGGGUGUCAUCGAUGUUUAGUCAUCUAUGAAAAGCAUAAAAAUGUUCUACAGUAUAAAGAAAGUGAGUGUGAAGGUGACAGUAUGUUUGCGGAUCAAUCAAAUCCAGCGGCAAUGUCAAUUCAACAAAUGCGUAGUACCAUAUUAAAAAGUGAUCAUAAGGGGGGAGCUCAUCCCAAUAUAAGACUACUAUCGUCAUCGGAUCAAUAUUCAAGUCGAUCCAAUGAUGAUACUAAUGAUAAUUAUUAUUGCAAGGGCCGUGAAACACUACAAAAUUUAUGCGAACAAAUUGCUGGCGAUGCUCUGCUAUACAGUCUAUUCAAGGAAAAUGCUGAACCAGUGAAAUGUCCCCUAAGAGGACCGUUUACAUUUACAUACAAUCGAGGGCAUGGCGAAUGUAGAAACCCUGUUUCGAAUAUCGAAAGUUGUACCGAAGAUAGCAGGCUCUUGUUGAACCUUCAAGCAUGUCCCGAUGUAGCUGGUACCGAAAGCACAGUUGAAGAGCUGACUUGCCUGGCUACAUGGAAGGAUGGCAACUCGCGGUAUUUGGUGGGUUUGGUUUCUCAUCUACAUGCCGUAUCGAACGAAGAGCGUUAUCGAUGUUUUGUUUACGAGAAAAUUUUAUCAAAUGAUGAUACGUCAAAAGAUGCUGAAUACAAACUGGCUCAAUCAGGCGAUGCCACUUGUAAUGGUCUUGAUAGUGCUGAGGUUGGGUCUCGUAUAAUGACACUUAGACGAUCUCCACCAACCGAACGUUGUGAUUUUCCAGCUUGGUUCAAAGGUCCAAAGCACUGGCACUCUUUGGCCGGCAACAAUCAAUAUGUAUAUCAUCAGAGUGAUGGAUCCAUGCACAUACUAAAACCAAACGGUCACAUGGAAACACGAGCGCUCUGCGAACAAAUCAAUAAGAAUGCAGCUACCGAAACUCAAGUGAUUGUUCAUCAAACUACUGGAUGUAAAUCGGGUUAUAUGUGCAUGAUAUUCUAUCGCCGAGAUACGCACAUAGCCGAAGUUCAAAUGGGUUUGCCGGCGGUGCGAUUGGAAGAUGCAUGUACCGUUGACAAUUUUGAUGUCAUGAAAUUGCCAUAUGUCACUCUUGUCGCUGCAACCGUUGAUCCACAAGAAUGCCCCUUGAACGGUUUGUACAGUUUGCGCGGAGCAAUUGGACCACCAUUCAUUUCAUCGCGCCACAAAAGGAAUCACAACAAAGGCCAUCAUCAUCAUCAUGAAGCGCAGUACAAACGAUAUACGGCGCUGAGCUUCCGUAAUCCCGAAGAAUUUUCAAAUCUGGAUUUGCAAAUGCGAUCACGUAUCGCUCCGUUACGGAAUCGUCGAGAGGUUCGUUCGAAACGCCUUUCGAAUGGCACUAUCAUAGAGAGUUCGAAUAACAUCGAUGCAAACAAUGAUACGGCUCAAAUUAUCUUGCCAACGGAUGAUAAGCAAAAUACUACAGAAAUUGAUAUUCAACGAUCGAAACGAGAAACACCCGAAUGUGUCAUCAAUUAUAAUUCGGCGAGACAGUUGUUUGUCGGUUGCUCACAAUCGAAUGUAGUCGAAGUGAAGCCACACUGCAGCGAUGAUGGUGACGAAGUGUACAACUGUCAAGGUUCGUGGACUGAGAACACCACCACAUUCAUAGUGGCAUUGCAUUCGGGGUCGCAGCAUGCCGUUUGCAUUAGCUAUCAACCAGUUGACGCAACAAAUGUUCGAUUAUAUGUGGGUGAUUCAUGCUAUCGAUCAAUGCCAUUGCAAACAUCAGAUCAUCAUCUAGCAGCUAAUCUCACCGUCAUCGGAAAAUGUACUGAUGUUAGUUCAGCUUCCCCAACGGUCAUUAACUGGAAUGUUUUGCACAUAACGUUACUGUUUACAAUAAUUGCACUCAUCAGAAGUAGAUGAUUUAAUUGAAACUAAACCAAAAAUUUUACAAAACAAACGAGAAAACAAAAACAAACAAACACACUCAUUUAGUCAUUAUACUGAAAAUCAUCGAUAUCAUGAAACAAAAACAAUUCGAAAACAGACUAAACAGCUACAGCAGCGCAGCUACCGCAACAAAAAUAUUCUCGGAGAAUAAUGAAUCUGACGUUCUGUUGAAAACAGAAGAAAAACAAAACAAAUGAUAGCAUUGUCCGAUAUUAUUUAAAUGACGAUGAAUACAGAAUGUAACAAAAAUGUGCAUACUCAUCAUUUUAAGCA
Messenger RNA from Sitodiplosis mosellana (orange wheat blossom midge), 8570 nucleotides. RefSeq names its product telomerase-binding protein EST1A (gene Smg6). Gene Ontology annotation, cellular component: telomerase holoenzyme complex. Gene Ontology annotation, molecular function: telomeric repeat DNA binding; telomerase RNA binding; protein binding. The coding region runs from base 5379 to 8270 and encodes 963 amino acids. NCBI's taxonomy places the organism in Eukaryota, Metazoa, Arthropoda, Insecta, Diptera, Cecidomyiidae. The transcript is spliced from 15 exons. Gene Ontology annotation, biological process: nuclear-transcribed mRNA catabolic process, nonsense-mediated decay. The record is from RefSeq and is a predicted model, not a curated record.